Fusarium pseudograminearum CS3096 is the source of this 444-nucleotide messenger RNA. RefSeq lists its product as uncharacterized. Bases 1 to 444 code for a protein of 147 amino acids. Lineage: Eukaryota; Fungi; Ascomycota; Sordariomycetes; Hypocreales; Nectriaceae. The record is from RefSeq and is a predicted model, not a curated record. The transcript has a single exon.
AUGGGUACCGACGACGUGGACGCUUUCAGGCGCCUGCCGGGUAGGCCUAGGUGUCAGAUCCGCGUUGCAUCUGCAAGUCAAAGUGCAGAUAGAGUCAUAUCAUCGGUAAAGCCUGAAACUUUGUUGAUUCUGCAUCGUGCGCAAAGAGCCUCACACUUUUUCGUCUGUAGCCCGUAUCGAGCAACCUCGGCUUCGCUGUUGCCCACAGACGAUAAGGUGUCGCGUCAGCCGUGGAGGAGUUGCACAUCUACUGUCGUCAUCAUCGAGUCCGGGCGCUUCUUCCUGUCCAAUAACGUUGUCCAAGUCUUCCCUUUUGAAAUCCUUGGGAGAGCCGGAAAGGAGAUCCUGUCUUCCGGACUGGUAGAAGUGGAUCAUGGCAGUGUUUGCCGGUACAGCUCGAGACGCCGCGGAGGUCUCGUGCUACCAGGAGACUACUUUUCGUGA